Molecule: messenger RNA, 2661 nt
Organism: Amorphotheca resinae ATCC 22711
Lineage: Eukaryota; Fungi; Ascomycota; Leotiomycetes; Helotiales; Amorphothecaceae
Exons: 4
Coding region: 327-2213 (628 amino acids)
Molecular function (GO): dipeptidyl-peptidase activity
Source: RefSeq, a predicted model, not a curated record
GCUCUAUUCCCUCCAAUCGGGUAUCCCCCCUGAGCUCGGCACAGAGCUUCCCCGCGCAUCGUGCGGGGCACUAGAUGCACACCGGACAUGAUAUAGCGACGGGAUGUUUAUGCCGCACCGCCAUUUCCAACGAGGAUAUCCGCAAUGUCGGAAGCUUGCAGAUCUCUGUCUAUGGAUCCCCGGUUCAGCUUUCAAAUAUGUGGUACAUACCGUCCAUGAACCUCAAGUUCCGCAGAAAAGAUAGUCCUCGGCCCUCAAAAUCUUCUUCCAGUUGAUCCAAUUCCAAUUGAGCAUUCGCCUUACUCUCACCACUCAACAUCCCCAUCAUGGUGAAAUUCCUAACGAACGAGAUCCGCGACCUGCGCGAGGUGCACGAAGACGCUGAGAACCACCUAGUGUUCGAGAAGAACGUGUCGAUCCCACUGACGCACAGCAAUCUUCCCGUACGCUGUAACGUGUACCGACCGCUCACAGCAAAAGCAGCAGCGGGUGAGAGGUUCCCCGUACUAGUGACCUACGGACCAUAUGGGAAGGACAUUAACUACUCGACGUGGGUUCCCGUUUCCCAAGAGCGAGAAAGGGGGGCGAGAGAGUUCUAUGCAGCGUCGUUCGCGGAGGUGAACAAGGAACAUAGGAGUAGGUAUAGUGCGUGGGAGACGCCGGAUCCGGUGUAUUGGACUCAGAAGGGAUAUGUGGUGGUGCGUGUGGAUGAACGGGGGCUGGGCCAGUCACCGGGUCUGCUGGAUACGAUGUCGAAUGGGACGAGUGAGUGUUUCUUCGAUGUUGUGGAGUGGGCAGCGGAGCAGGAAUGGUCGUCCGGAAAGGUGGGUUUGCUGGGGAUUAGCUAUUAUGCUGGCAGUCAGUGGCGUGUGGCAGCACGUAGACCGAAGGGAUUAGCUGCUAUCGUGCCAUGGGAGGGCAUGUCUGAUUAUUAUCGCGAUCGGUGUCGGCACGGCGGUAUCCUCUCCAACACGUUCAUCAGCACCUGGUGGAAUCGACAGGUUCUCGUAAACCAGUACGGCAGGCCCAACCGAUCGAAGAUAGAAUUUCCACCCGAUGGACCCGGAGCCAGGGGCCAAGAAGACACGAUCGAAGGUGAUCUAUCCGAAGAGGAACUCGUGGCGAACCGACGCGAUCAAACCGUGGACAACGAAGCGAACAGAUUCAGGGACGACGAGUACUACGCCUCGAAGGAGUUCAAGCUGGAAGAUAUCGAAGUGCCUCUUCUCUCCGUCGCCAACUGGGGAGGCAUCCUCCUGCAUCUCCGCGGUAACGUAGAAGGGUAUACGUGGGCGGGAUCCCAAUUCAAAUACCUGCGCUUCAUCACCGGCCGCCACGAUCUGCCAUUCUACUACCACGACGAAGUCGCCAUCCAAAACAGCUUCCUCGAUGCCUUUCUCAAGGGGGAAGAUCGCCAUGGCUGGUCCAUUCCCGGAAAAGUAGCCCCCGUCACCCUGACUCUCCGAAAAGGGAACGUCGGCUUCAUCGCGGAAGCAGAGAAGCAGUACGCGAAACGGGACGAGGAAGCCUGGCCCAUCCCACGGACCCAAUACACGAGAUUCCACCUGACUUCCGAUUUGCGCCUCUCGCCGAGCCCGCCCAGAGAACCGCCAACAAAGAUCUCAUAUAAGGCGCUCGGCACCAUGGAGAAGCAACAGCUGGUGCAAUUCCGGACGCCGGCCUUUGAGAAUGAGACCGAGGUCACUGGCCAUGUGGCCGCGCACUUGAACGUCUCGAUGACGCCGGACGAGGGGGCCGCGGCGUCGGGAGAUAAAGAUAUUGAUCUUUUCCUUACCCUGCGCCAUAUGGAUGCCGCCGGCAAGGAAAUCUUCUAUACGGGGACGUCGGGCGACCCGGUGCCGCUGUGUAAGGGCUGGUUACGCGUGAGCUUGCGGAAAGUAAACGAGGAGAGCCCGAAGCACCGGGCGUACUUACCAUACCGAGAGUAUUUCGCCAGCGAUGUGCAGCCCGUCGUGGCGGAUCGGGUUUAUGCUGUGGAUGUUGAGAUCUGGCCGACUAAUGUGAUUGUUGAGAAGGGCGGGAGCUUGGUGUUUGAGGUAUCUUCGGGGGAUACACAAGGCUGUGGGAUCUUCCAGCAUAACUCGGAAGUCGAUAGACCGGCUUCAAAGUUUGCUGGCUUAAAUAGCAUUCAUUUCGGAGAGGAGUAUGAAAAUUAUGUAACGCUGCCAAUCAUCCCAGCCAAAGAACUGUAGGUUAUUUAGUACACAGCUGAGCGAAAAAUCCAAUACGGAGGAAAUAAAUCUGAAACCCAACUUGGCUCGAGCAAUAUCCGAAGCCUUUCAACGGGUGCACUUGGCACGUAGUCGUCACUUGACGUCGGCUUUUGCCUGAUUGAUCUUCUCCACUCUGUCAAAGAUCCCCAUCGUAUGCUCCCACACAAUUUUCCCAACACCCUUGUCGUGAUAUUCCUUCAACAGCGCCUCUUUCCCAGUGAUCUCGCCAUUCCAAUUCACAAGAUAGCCUCCACUCCCUACCUUUCCAUUCGCUCCCUUCGCAACAGAUAGGCCCUUAGGGACUGGUACACCAGCAGCGAGGACCGAAUCUCCAGCAGGUUUCGCAGGCGGGAACAGACCACUCGUAGCAAUGAAAAGCUGUCUCGCCCCGGUCUCGUCCGCACCCACCAUGAACGGAGCCAUCAGC